AUGGAUCUCUAUGACAGGGCAGAUAAUGUGAGACCUACGCUUCAUGAUGAGGUAGAAAAAGAGGCCGAGAAAGAAUACCUUGAAGAUAUCCAACUUCUAUAUGAACAGCCGGGGCAAGACUAUACACCUCAGGAACAUAAGCAUGCUCUCCACAGGACCUUCCGAAGUUUCCGCAUUCCAGGUAUAGGGGGAGCCGACGUCGACGGGUAUAUAGCGAUGGUUCGACCCAACGUGAAAACUUUGGUUAAGGGGCAGGUGGAAGAUAUGGCAUCGGCAAAGAUACAGUUGUCCCUAUGGAUCAUGUGGAAGAAGAGGACGAACCCGGAGGGGGCCAACGAUGAGUACAUUGAGGUGAAAAAAGUCUCAGUUUUCCAGGGUAACGACGUGGACGAUGUGCUGGACAGGAUGUUUGCCCAAAUCAAAACACACGUAGAACAUCCGGCACUACCCCAAAAUGGCUUUUCGAUUAGUCGAAUCCUACACCUUGAUAUAGACUUCCAUAGGUUACGGCUAACAAGGGGUUUCUCAUAUAUAGAGCUACCUAAAUGGAUAGACUCUAAAAAGCCCGUCAUUAACCGGUUCGAGGAGAAUAAUAAGGAGAUUGCGGUAAACGUCCUAUAUAUAACGGGGAAGAAGAUUAACAUCCUACGUCGAUCGGUGCACAACGGACGUACCAAGGUGUUGACUCUACUGCUUAUUACCGAUGAUAAAAAGACCCACUACACGGCCGUCAAUUUUCUAUCGCAACCCUUAGGCAAUGGGACAUCAAAGAACACAAAAUCGAUGCAUUUUUGCCUGAACUGCCUACAAGGCUUCAACACGGUUGAAUCGAGGGAUAAGCACUACAGAUAUUGCAAGGACCAUGAGGCCGUUAAAAUUACGAUGCCAACAGAGGCUGAAAAAUGGUUAUACUAUAGGGAUAGCCAGCAACAAUUCAAGGUACCCCUUUCCAUAUAUGCAGAUUUCGAGAGCCUAAUCGUCCCGGUAGAGGAUGCCAGGGAGAUCAAGACUAAAAAGCUGAACAAGCAUGUACCAUCCGGAUGGUGUACCUAUAGUAUUUUUGCCUAUGGGGAUGUACCAGAUCCACUAGCAGUGUACAGGGGUGAGGACUGUGUGACGAAGUUCGUGAACCACCUGGAGGAUGAAGUUAAAAGACUAUACAAUACCUACCCACAGCAGCCCAUGCUGCCUCUAACGGAGGUCCUAAAAAGGGUACACCACGGGGCAUCGAAUUGCCUAAUCUGCAUGAAGUCGUUCGACGACUGCGAGAAUAGCCGUAAUUGUCACUGUACCGGACUGUAUAGAGGUGCGGCACACGCGAUCUGCAACCUCAGAUAUAAAAUACCUAGCCAUAUUCCCGUCAUCUUCCAUAACCUAAGUGGCUACGACGCACACUUGCUCAUCAGGAAUUUGAGCGAGAAGUACGACACCCAGGACAUUGGAUGCAUAGCAGAGAAUACUGAAAAAUAUAUCAGUUUCAACGUGAAAAUUAAGGUACCCCUUGUAGGCAUGGGAUAUGGUGAUGGCGAGGCGUAUAAGACCAUAGAGAUAAGAUUUAUCGAUAGCUGUCGGCUCAUGCCCUCAAGCCCGGACAAAUUGCAACGAUUUGAGGAGGUGGAGCUGUCCCCCAAGGAGGCAUUCUACAGCAAGCUGAAUAUAAAGGGUAUUAGCGACGAUGAUUAUACCUAUGCGCAGAGGGUACGGAAUUGUAUAACUCCAGAGGGUGAUAACGUUACUUUGAGCAACUAUCACGAUGUGUACCUCGCUAAGUACGUACUGCUAUUGGCCGACGUUUUUGAAACGUUUCGGGACGUCUGCUUGACAAACUACAAGCUUGAUCCUGCGCACUUUUACAGUGCACCCGGCCUGGCAUGGAAGGUGGCACUCAUGUAUACCAGAAUCAGGUUAGAGCUCCUUACAGAUCCUGACAUGCUAUUGAUGUUUAAAAAAGGUAUCCGUGGAGGUAUAACCCAGGCUGUACAUCGCUAUGCCAAAGCUAACAAUAAGUAUAUGGGAGACCAAUACGAUCCAGAGGUUGAAUCCUCAUACCUGCAAUACCUCGACGCCAACAACCUCUAUGGCCUUGCCAUGCGUCAAGACCUGCCAACGGAUAGCUUUAAAUGGGUGUCAAAUACCGAGGUAUUCACCGAAAAGCGAAUCGAGAAGCUCGUUAGGGACAAUAAACAUGGGUACAUUUUAGAGGUUGAUAUCGACUAUCCCGAGAGGUUGCAUGUCAAACAUAACCAGUUGCAGUUCCUACCCAAACGCACUAUGGUCCACAAGGUCGAGAAAUUGGUACCAAAUUUGGAAAACAAGCGGAAAUAUGUGGUACAUAUCAGAGCCCUUUUAGAGGAUUUUUACAGAGAUAUCGCCAACGGAGGCACGGUUCGAUACAAGUGCGUAUAG
Hydractinia symbiolongicarpus is the source of this 2406-nucleotide messenger RNA. RefSeq lists its product as uncharacterized. The record is from RefSeq and is a predicted model, not a curated record. NCBI's taxonomy places the organism in Eukaryota, Metazoa, Cnidaria, Hydrozoa, Anthoathecata, Hydractiniidae. Bases 1 to 2406 code for a protein of 801 amino acids. Gene Ontology annotation, biological process: DNA replication. The transcript has 3 exons. Gene Ontology annotation, molecular function: DNA-directed DNA polymerase activity; nucleotide binding; DNA binding.